AUGUCUGUUGAAGUCACUCCUUCCAAGCAGGCUGCCGCCGCUCUCGAUUCUUUCAAGAUGGAGUCCCCCGUCAAGAAGCUCAACUUCAACAACGCCGACAAGGAGAACCAGCCCAUCAGCUCUGACGUUGCCACCGCAACCGACAUUCAAACCAAGCCCACUGAGGAGUCCACGAAGCAGCAAGAAGCGCCUGUCGUCGCCCCUGGCAUCAAGGAGGAGGAGAUGGACGAGCCUCUUCUCCAGGAGAACGGCCAACGCUUCGUUCUCUUCCCCAUCAAGUACCAUGAGAUUUGGCAAAUGUACAAGAAGGCCGAGGCCUCUUUCUGGACUGCUGAGGAGAUUGAUUUGUCCAAGGAUCUCCACGACUGGAACAACAAGAUCAACGAUGAUGAGAAGUACUUCAUCUCUCACAUUCUCGCCUUCUUCGCCGCUUCCGACGGCAUCGUCAAUGAGAACCUGGUUGAGCGUUUCUCUGGCGAAGUCCAGGUCCCCGAGGCGCGCUGCUUCUACGGCUUCCAGAUCAUGAUGGAGAACAUUCACUCCGAGACUUACUCCCUUCUCAUCGACACCUACAUUAAGGAGCCUGCCCAGCGUACCUAUCUCUUCAACGCCAUCGACACCAUCCCCUGCAUCCGUAAGAAGGCUGACUGGGCCUUGCGCUGGAUCACGGACACAAAGUCCACCUUCGCCCAGCGCCUCGUUGCCUUUGCCGCCGUCGAGGGCAUCUUCUUCAGCGGUGCUUUCGCCUCCAUCUUCUGGCUCAAGAAGCGUGGUCUCAUGCCCGGUCUGACCUUCUCCAACGAGCUCAUCUCCCGUGAUGAGGGUCUCCACACCGACUUUGCCUGCCUUCUGUACUCUCACCUGAAGCACCGCCCCAGCAAGCAGGUGAUUGAGGAUAUUAUCGUCGAUGCUGUCAAGAUCGAGCAAGAGUUCCUGACCGAGGCUCUGCCUUGCGCCCUCCUGGGCAUGAACUCCAACCUGAUGAAGCAAUACAUCGAGUUCGUCGCUGAUCGUCUGUUGGUCGCUCUCGGCAACGACAAGGUCUACAAAUCGACCAACCCCUUCGACUUCAUGGAGAACAUCUCUCUUGGUGGCAAGACCAACUUCUUUGAGAAGCGUGUCGCUGACUACCAGAAGGCCGGUGUCAUGAACAGUGCUAAGAAGUACCAGGAUGAGUCUGCCGGCUCUUCCGAGGAGAAGGGUGAGAAUGGCGGCGACUUCUGCUUUGACGAGGACUUCUGA
This is a messenger RNA of Colletotrichum chrysophilum, 1242 nucleotides long. RefSeq names its product Ribonucleotide-diphosphate reductase (RNR), small subunit (gene RNR2). Gene Ontology annotation, biological process: deoxyribonucleotide biosynthetic process. The coding region runs from base 1 to 1242 and encodes 413 amino acids. Gene Ontology annotation, molecular function: oxidoreductase activity. The transcript has 3 exons. The record is from RefSeq and is a predicted model, not a curated record. NCBI's taxonomy places the organism in Eukaryota, Fungi, Ascomycota, Sordariomycetes, Glomerellales, Glomerellaceae.